AGCACUUGGCAACGCUGCGUCGGCAGUGAUUGUCGGAAUCAAUUUUUUGGUGUUGACGACUAAACGUGUGGCUUUUAAUAUAAAAAUAAGAUAAAAAUUACUUUAAAAAUAGAGAGAAAAGUGACGAACGUAAUCGUGUACAAGGCUCUAGAAGAAAUUAUAACAAACGAAAUAAACGUCUACCAUGAAGUUUCGUGCUAUGAUGCAGGAUCCGGAAUACAUGAGAGAAUUUCUCUACAUCAUCCAAACACUAUCGAAAUUGGCGAAGACAUGCAUACUGAAAAUCUCUAUGGACAAAGUUUACUUUGUGGCGAACGAGGAGUCUGGCAGUACAGCGCCAUUGGUAUGGGUAGAAAUUGAUCCAAAAUUAUAUUUUUCUGAGUACACGAUGCAGGGCGUCGACGAUGAUCAGGAUUCGCAUAUUGUACUAAAUGUACCAACUUUACAUCUAGGAACUGCACUUUCUUUACUGCGAAAUAAUCCGUGCUAUUGUAAGUUGAAAUUGACUAAUCUUCAAUUUCCUUGUUUAACGGUCGAUGUGGAUGCGACCACCAAGAGUUCGGAUAAGUCGCGCCGCGCCACACACCAUGUACCAGUCGAUGUGGUUCCUCGUUGCGAUUGGUCAAAUUACGCAGUGCCGACAAAACCAAUUUGUAAGCUUGUCUUAAAUGUACCAUCUAACCGCUUGAUACGCGGCCUAAUAGACAAAAUAAAGAAUCUUUCACCAACUAUAAUUUUUUAUGCGACUACGAAUGGCGAAAUGAAUUUAGUGGCAGAAACCGAUAUGGCAACCAUAACAACACGUUAUCAGAAUUUAGAAUUGCGUUCGAUGAAUGCUAGUGAAGGCGACAAGAAAAAGGAACAAAUAGAGGCAUCAUGUUCGGUGGAUUGUAAGAAGACUGCUCUAUUUUUUUCAGCAUUACAAAUACCCUCAACAGAGUUGUCGUGUGGUAUAGUUGACGAUCGCCUCAUACACUUGGAAGUAAACAUACGAGAGGGCAUUGCUAUUCACUCCAUAUUACCAGCUGUUUGCGUAUGAAUAUCUCCUUUUGCUGAUAAAGGCAUAAGCAGUUAUUUGGAUAUAGUGAUUGGGACGGAAAAUAUAAUCAUAAGUUAAUCAAUAUACAUACAUCUGUUAUAUUAUACUAUGGUACGAGUAUAUUUAAGAAUAGCUCAUUGCAUCCCAAUGCUUUCUUUGGUGUUGCUUUUAUCAUUACAAUUAGAUGCAUUGUAUCUACGCCAAUUGAUUUUCUACAACUAUUAAACAAGCGGUAAACGAUAACGUUGAAGAUUUUACAUUACACAUAAAAUAUAAAUUGAAUUAUUGCUAUGCGAGCAUAAAACUUUGUAAAUAAUGAAAUUAUUUAAUGGUAAUUUGGCAAUUAUUUUGCAUUAGAAACUAAAAUACAACAACAAGAGAAGAAGAAAAUGUUGCAUAAGAAUAUAUAUUUAAUUUUUUGGCUAAUUAUAUACAUUAAUAUCGUCCGGUGGUCGAGUUUCGAUCUAUUGAAAUAAUAUUAGUUUAUAUUCUGGAGUAAUUUAAAGUAAUUGAAUCUUUAACUUAAUUUAUUUUUAUUUGUUCAUAUCUGUUGCCAUCAUCGGCAUUGAAUUGAACACAUAUUGUUAAAUGCAAAAGAUCUAAAUCGCUCAACACGCGACAAUAUAUACAUACGUUUGGCAUAUGUAUGUAGGUAAAGAAAAGUGGGAAACAAGAUGAAAUUUUUCAAUAUGUACACAUAGUAGAAAAAGUCUGCGUUCACCUAUGCAAAUAUUCUUUGCAUUAGAAAAAGUUUAAAACAAUAAAUAUUUCAGAAAAUUUU
Messenger RNA from Anastrepha obliqua, 1820 nucleotides. RefSeq names its product checkpoint protein HUS1 (gene Hus1-like). Gene Ontology annotation, biological process: telomere maintenance; double-strand break repair via homologous recombination; meiotic DNA integrity checkpoint signaling. Gene Ontology annotation, cellular component: checkpoint clamp complex; site of double-strand break; nucleolus. The transcript has 2 exons. Lineage: Eukaryota; Metazoa; Arthropoda; Insecta; Diptera; Tephritidae. The coding region runs from base 185 to 1039 and encodes 284 amino acids. The record is from RefSeq and is a predicted model, not a curated record.